This is a messenger RNA of Xyrauchen texanus (razorback sucker), 5926 nucleotides long. RefSeq names its product serine/threonine-protein kinase DCLK2-like. Lineage: Eukaryota; Metazoa; Chordata; Actinopteri; Cypriniformes; Catostomidae. The record is from RefSeq and is a predicted model, not a curated record. Gene Ontology annotation, biological process: protein phosphorylation; intracellular signal transduction. Gene Ontology annotation, cellular component: microtubule cytoskeleton. Bases 1 to 2154 code for a protein of 717 amino acids. The transcript is spliced from 14 exons. Gene Ontology annotation, molecular function: protein kinase activity; ATP binding.
AUGUCUCUCAGUAGAAGUAUCGAGCUCGAGCACUUUGACGAACGCGACAAGGCGCACCGCUCUAAACGCGCGUUCGGCGGUUCGGGAUCUCAGCAGGGUUCCCGCGCGAGCAGUCUGGUACCGAGUCCCGCGCACAGCGCCAACUGCAGCUUCUACCGGACGCGGACGCUUCAAACGCUCAGCUCCGAGAAACGCGCGAAAAAGGUGCGCUUCUACCGGAAUGGAGACCGGUAUUUCAAGGGGCUCGUGUACGCGGUGUCAAACGACCGCUUCAGGUCACUGGAAGCGCUGCUGGCGGAGCUGACGCGCUCGCUCACGGACAACCUGCACCUGCCGCAAGGUGUGCGCAACAUCUACAGCGUUGACGGGUCGAAGAAGAUCGCGAGCCUGGAGGAACUCGUGGAAGGUGAGAGUUACGUGUGCGCCUCUAACGAGCCCUACAGAAAGGUGGACUACACGAAGAACAUCAACCCUAACUGGGGUUCUAGGCAGGCGGGGGCGGGGCCUGUGGGCGGGCCGGUGCCUGUGGGCGGAGCCGUGCGUCAGGGGCCCCAGCACGUGGUAGGGGAAGCAAGGGAGAGUAAAGACUUCAUCAAACCCAAACUUGUGACGGUGAUCCGGAGUGGCGUGAAGCCUCGGAAAGCCGUGAGAAUUCUGCUGAAUAAGAAAACGGCGCACUCGUUCGACCAGGUGCUCGCCGACAUCACAGAGGCCAUCAAACUGGACUCGGGAGUGGUGAAGAGACUCUACACACUGGACGGCAAACAGUUAACGAGUCUGCAGGAUUUCUUUGGCGAUGACGAUGUUUUCAUGGCGUGCGGUUUGGAGAAGUUCCGUUACGCUCAGGACGAUGCUGCCAUUGGACAUGCUGGGAAAAGCGCGGCGGCGGCGGCGUUUGUUAAUGAGUGUAAGAAAUCCAGACCGUCAGUUCCACCCAAGACAUGUGGACCCAGAAGUUCUGGAGUGCCGAGAUCCAAAUCGCCCGUCUCUGCCAAUGAGGCUCCACGGAGUCAGUCUCCACCUGUGAGGUCAUCGAAAUCUCCAGGCAGCCUCAGAGCUUCUGUUCAUCAGGUGUCUCCCUCUUCAUCCCCCAGCAGACGCCUUCAUGAUGAAGACCUUAGUCAAGAGGUGAAUGGGAAUGAAUUUCAGUCGUCUGUCAUCACUGACAAAUACAAAGUGGGAAAAGUCAUCGGAGACGGAAACUUCGCAGUCGUCAGAGAGUGUGUGAAGAGGUCUACAGGUCAGGAGUACGCACUGAAGAUCAUAGACAAAGCCAAAUGCAGCGGGAAGGAGCACCUGAUAGCCAAUGAGGUGGAGAUACUGCGGCGAGUGCGACACCCCAGUAUCAUUAUGCUAAUAGAGGAGCUGGACACGCCCACUGAGCUGUAUCUUGUCAUGGAGCUCGUUAAGGGUGGCGACCUGUUUGACGCGAUCACUUCCUCUACGAAGUACACGGAGCGAGACGCCAGCGCGAUGUUGUUCAAUCUGACCGGAGCGCUCCGAUAUCUGCACAGAAUGAACAUCGUACACCGAGAUAUUAAACCUGAAAACCUGCUGGUGUGUGAAUAUCCAGAUGGCACGAAGUCACUGAAGUUGGGUGAUUUUGGGCUGGCUACCAUCGUGGAGGGGCCGCUGUACACCGUCUGUGGAACGCCCACUUACGUCGCCCCCGAGAUCAUCUCAGAAAGCGGGUACGGUCUGAAGGUGGAUAUCUGGGCUACGGGUGUGAUCGCGUACAUCCUGCUGUGCGGGUUUCCUCCGUUCCGCAGCGAGAGAAAUCAUCAGGAGGAACUGUUCCAACAGAUCUUACUGGGCAGGCUGGAGUUUCCCGCUCCGUACUGGGACAAUAUUAGCGCCUCCGCUAAGGAUUUAAUUGGUAAAAUGCUGCAGGUGAAUGUGGGUUCUCGUUACACGGCUGACGAGGUGCUGGAGCACCCGUGGGUGCAGGACGACGCAACGAUGGACACAAACAUGGUGCGUGAGACAGAAGAUGAAGCUGAAGUCACACACAAGGACACAGAAGCAGAACUCGCUCAUGGUAAACCGCUUUACUCUGGAACUUUCUGUACUUAUACUGAAGAUUUAGAUCAAUUAAACAGGACGUGCUUUACUAAUAUUGUGUGUGUGUGUGUGUGUGUGUGUGUGUGUAGAUGACACUUGGCAGUAGCUGAGAAAUAUCUGGAGGUGCAACAGAAGCUCUGAAUACAAAACCUCCAAACACCAACACUGAGACCAGACUGGACCAGACCAGACCAGACUGGACACACGGAGGCCAGCAUUCUCACUGUGAAAAAUCAUUUACUUUCUGAGCAUUUUUGUUUCUUUUUUUACCCCACUAGCAAAUAUUUUUCUUGGUAUAAGCAAAAAUGUUUCAAUAUUGUUCAUGCAUUUCUCUAAAAAUGAUGUCAGUUUUGUCAUUUUGCUUCUCAAGUCAAUUUAACUGGUAUACAGAAGGUAUUUACUUGAAAACUAGACAAAAAUAUUAAGAAAAUAGUUUAGUUGUUUUGCACCCCCUCCUGUCUGGCUCUGUUCAGAAUAGCAUACUUGCAUACUUCCACUACUCCUGCAGUAUAUAGUGUGUAAUGUGUGCAGUAUGUACAGUUUCUGUAUGCAUGAAUUACCUGCAUUAGUAAAAUGUGCAGUAUCCCACAAUGCAAUGCUCUCCACCUGAACUCCCAUCUCUGGUGUGAUGAAUGAACUUGCAGUUUAUUAUUUGAACAAAUGAGUAUUGUAAAGUUAAAGGGGUCGUUCAGACAGAAAUGUAAAUUCAGUCAUUGUUUACUCAUCAAAUAUGAUCGUAUGCUUUCAUAACAAUCAUGAGUCUCAUGAAUAAUUAAUUAGACUUCUGAAUUAAAGUCAUGUAGGGUUAUAACCACACAGGGGUGAGUAAACAAUGACUGAAUUUAAAUGUCAUUUUAAUAAUAACACUAAUUAUGCUGGUUUGAUCAAGUGAUGCUACAGAAAUGGUUUAGGUUUCAAAAGAUCAAAAUGAUCAACUGUAACUUCUACCGCUUACAAGCUACACCCACCAAACUGGGUACAGACCUUCAGACCGGUCUGACAAAGUAUGCCGUCUCUUUUCAAACUGAUUGAACUUACGGUUUUCCGGUAGCGGGCGAUGAAAAAUCCCCAAAAUCCCUUUGAUUUACAUUGACUGAAUGUUCAAACAGGCCAAAACUAUUCAAACUCCAACUGUCAAAAAUUCAAAUGUAAACAAACCCACUCAAGGACUUUAAUCAGCUCUCUCUUGCUUUUCUAUCUAUCUAUCUAUCCAUCCAUCCAUCCAUCUGUCUGUCUAUCCAUCAAUCCAUCUAUCUGUCUAUCGAUCUAUCAAUCUGUUCAUCAAUCCAUCUAUCUAUCAUCCAUCUCUGUUCAUCAAUCCAUCAAUCAAUCCAUCCAUCAUCAAUCCAUCCAUCUAUCUGUUCAUCAAUCCAUCCAUCUGUCUGUUUAUUCAUCAAUCCAUCUAUUUAUCAGUCCAUCCAUCUAUCUAUAUGUUCAUCAAUCCAUCCAUCUAUCAAUCCAUCCAUCCAUUCAUUUAUCAAUCAAUCCAUCCAUCUAUCCAUUCAUUUAUCAGUCCAUCUGUCUAUCUAUCUAUCUAUCCAUCCAUCCAUCUGUCUGUCUAUCCAUCAAUCCAUCUAUCUGUCUAUCUAUCCAUCUAUCAAUCUGUUCAUCAAUCCAUCUAUCAAUCAAUCCAUCUAUCUAUCAUCCAUCUCUGUUCAUCAAUCCAUCAAUCAAUCCAUCCAUCAUCAAUCCAUCCAUCUAUCUAUCUGUUCAUCAAUCCAUCCAUCUGUCUGUUUAUUCAUCAAUCCAUCCAUCGGUCUGUUUAUUCAUCAAUCCAUCCAUCGGUCUGUUUAUUCAUCAGUCCAUCCAUCUAUCUAUAUGUUCAUCAAUCCAUCCAUCUAUCAAUCCAUCCAUCCAUUCAUUUAUCAAUCAAUCUAUCUAUCUAUCAAUCCAUCCAUCCAUCUAUCUGUUCAUCAAUCCAUCUGUCUGUCUUUUUAAAGUCUUUGUCUUGACAAACUUCAUGUAGUUCUGAGAUGAUAACUGGAUAAUAUUGAAUCAGGUCAUGUGACCACAAUGUCAAGUCAUUUUUAUGUGUAUAGCGCUUUUCACAAUACACACAGUUUCAAGCUGUAAGUCCGCUUUGAAAAACAGGCCUUAAAUGUUGUUUUUAGGCCCAUACUGUUUAAAGUAGGCAGUGUACAGUACAUACUCUACAUUCCUCCAGUAAUGUGGUCUCAUGUUCUGGUCUGUCUGAAAGAGCCUCAACCAUCUCUGCACUGUGCCCUCUCUCUCUCUCCUGCCUUUCAUGCUCGAUCUCUCUGUAAAUGUGCUGUUGGUGUCGUCCAUCAUUAGUCUCUCAUUACCGUCAGAUUUCUGUCUUUCUGAAUGUGUGUGAUUGUGACUGUAGCAGCCCACACAGAAUCUACACCCACAGAAAUUCGGCAGAUUCACCGGAAUUGGAGCUAGAAAGUUCUACAUAUCCAAAAAUGGCCUUUUUGUAACAUAUUUGACAGAUCUAUUCUGCAUAAUUCCACCUAUUUGACCCCUGAAUCAGUGCAGUAAAGUGUGUGAGCUGUGUCAUUAUUGAACAUAUCAAACCUGAACUAGAGGAAGACCGAUAUAUAUAUAUAUAUAAAUCUAAUCUAGCUGCACACUUGCCACUUGAUAUUUUCACAUGCAAAUGAGCUUUUGAUUCGCCGCAAACAUUUACCUGAAGUUUGCACCUCUUUGCCAGUAGUGGUGAACCUCCAGCAAACCUUUGGCAACAACAGACAAUUUGCAUGUGAAAUCAUCAGUGUCGAAUUUGCGGCAAAUCUGCCAUGAACUCUUGAUUUUCGAAAGGGAAUUUGCCGUCUAAUUCGUUGGUGCGCUAUUUGAGAACCGUUGGGUCUAUCCAAAAGCUUUUGAUCACUUUUUGUCAAGAGCAUCCCUAGAUGGUGCACAACAAAUUUUAUGCGAAUCGGACUUAAAAAAAAGUUGGCUUUCAAUUAAAUUCAAAAUGGCUGAAAACAGGAAGUAUAUUCCUGACCACUGGGUGGCGCUGUGCCGAAACUGUGCAGGUACCCUCAAGUCAUAAUGGCGACGACAUUUACCAAGUUUCCAGUCAAUGCGCUAAAGCGUUGAGAAGAUAGAGCCUCACGUCCAUUUUGGCGUGCUUGACGUCAAAUUCGUUGCAUCGUUAUUCAAAAACGGUUUGAUUGAUCAAAAAGAUUUUGAUACUCUUGUGUCCGGACUGUCUCUAGAUGAUAUGUGCCCAAUUUCAUGCAAAUCGGACAUACGGCCUAAGAGCAGUUAAAACAAAAGUAUUUGAAAUCGAAUCGGGCGGAAAUGAAAACCAUCUACAGUCAGUCAACAAAGCCCAUCGUCUGAUACACAUAUAUGGGCAAUAAAAGCUUAAUCUGGUAAAUAAUUACGUACUAUAAAAGUCUCGUGUUGUGCACCAAACCUUUAUUAUUUUUUCCAGGUUAUUAUUCAGAUUUUGGUUGCAAAAUAAACCGCAUUUGUGAUUUGAUUCAUUUUUGAUAUUUCCUAGUAAGAAAUCCAGAAAAUCGGUUAAUUAAAUCCAUCGGUCGACCUCUAAACUGAACAUCUGAUCUUUUGAAAUGUACAAUUGUGAGUCUGAUUUGUGUCACCAAAUUGUAGGAACAUACACUGCAAAAUAAAUAAAUAAAAACUCCUUGUCCUAAUCAGUAUUCCUGUUUUAUACAUUUUAAGUGUUAAAUUUAUGCUUCAAAAUAAUUGUCAUUCAAGACAUAUUCUGGGAAAACAAUUGUUAAUAUGUUCUCCCAGUAAAUAUAUAUAUGUUUACUGGAAAACCAGACAAAAAUACUGACGUGGGCAACGAUUUUCCGCAGUGUAAUAUAGUGUUUCUAUGGCAAGCCGUUUUAACUUUUAUUCAUUUCCAGGAUAUGAAUUCUUGAUAUCA